GACGUACAAAUGAGGUUAAAACUUAUUAGAAUAGAGUGCUGUCACAUAUUUGAGUAAUUAUUAGUGUAGUCGAGUACAUUGUUUUGGCGUAGAGAAGUAAAUCCAACGGUAGGCCUACUGACGAAUUACCUCAUUCCAUGUAACUUUAUUUUUUAAUAAAAAGUCGUUCGGACAGGUUGCCCUCCGAUUUCGCCCGCUAUUGUACUGUGUAUACAAUGUCACAAAAAUAAUUGCUCGUGGUUUUCUGUGGCUGCAGUCGGUAUGGAACAGCUCUUAUUUUCGACUGUUUAUUAUUAUUGACACUGGUCGUAGAAAUUCCGUAACAGGAAAAUGGCGAUAUGAUUGGUGUAGCGAGGGAUUUUGAGCAAGAACCUAGCCUUCAUCGAGAAAUAAUUGGGAACGACAUAAGGGAGGGUUGCUGAGAUGUCAAUUGAAAAUCCCAAUAUUGAGUUUCCAUGGCAGUUUCACUUCCCACCAUUCUUCACGUUGCAACCACAUGCAGAGACAAGAGCAAAGCAGAUAGCAGCAUGGAGGUCACUUGUACUCGAAUGGUACGGAGCGAUGCGGCAAAGUAAAGUAGACGUGCGUGAAGCAGGGCGGGGUCCACCAUUUGCCAAUGCCACCAUCAACCGACGGUUUCCCGAAGAGGGCAUAACAGCUGUAAUGGAAGAACUGGCUCGCACUGGUCAUGCGGAACGUCUCGACAAGCAGGGCUAUACCUGGGCUGUGCAUUGUGGCCGCACUAUAGAUGAGUGGGCAGACUGCCUUCUGUCUUGGGCACGUGAUAACGGCAUGAGUGGUACAGUAUGUACAUUAUACGAACUAACACAUGGAGAUGAUACUGUCAGUUGUGAUUUCCAUGGUUUGGAUGAAGACACACUGGUCCGCUCAGUUCUUCGCCUGCAGCAACGUGGUAAUGCUGAAUUUAUGGAUUUUGAUGAUAACAGAGGAGUGAAAUUUUUCUGAUUCAUUUUUUUUAGGGAGAUAUUUUCUGAUUAAGCAAGGUUUUAUUAUUUUUGCAGAUUUUAAUUUCUAAUUUUGAAAGAAAGUUUGUUUCACAAACAAUGUUAAUAGAUUUCUGUAACAGAUGAGCUUUAAUGUGGCGAUGAUUGCUUUAUGCGGAACAAGGCAAUGUAUUGUUCUCUAUUUUCCUAUAUUUGCAGGACUAUUGAAGGUUUUGUGCUUUAUGAAAAAGUUACCAGUAUGUUGUGCCUUUUUGCCGAGCCUCUGUAAAUAAAGUGAAAUAUAUGAAUGUACGAGCAUCAUCUGUGUAACUUUUCUGGUUGUUGUGCUUGAAACUGGUAUUUAUGUUUCUAGCCAUUGUGAACAUUACAUAUCUUAACAAUAACAUUGGUAUGUGUAGCAUUUUAGUAUUCGUUAAAGUCAGUACCAGUUGUCUUGUUGAGCUUCUUUGUUUGAGAAUGAGUAAUUAAUUGUUUACUCAACACUGGAACCAUAUGUGACUUGGAGAAUGUCUGUUAGAAUAAACUAUGUCACUGAA
Molecule: messenger RNA, 1501 nt
Organism: Schistocerca gregaria
Lineage: Eukaryota; Metazoa; Arthropoda; Insecta; Orthoptera; Acrididae
Gene: Vps25
Product: vacuolar protein-sorting-associated protein 25
Exons: 3
Coding region: 424-966 (180 amino acids)
Biological process (GO): protein transport to vacuole involved in ubiquitin-dependent protein catabolic process via the multivesicular body sorting pathway
Cellular component (GO): ESCRT II complex
Molecular function (GO): structural molecule activity; protein homodimerization activity
Source: RefSeq, a predicted model, not a curated record